GUAUACCAGGUGAGGGUUUUUUAAUCAAUUGUUCUUGUUGUUUUAAACUGCGCCCUUCGUUAGAGUUGGGAUUCGGAUAACGAUUUCCGACCUAAACGAUUGUAUAAAAGUCGUGAGAAAAGAUCAGAAUUUAGUCAUUUAACAAUUCUAGAUUUAUAAAAUUCUGCCGCCUACUAUGAACGGCAGACCAGGUACCACAUAUUCCUCGAAGAAGGAGGCUCAUGGUAUUUUGCAAUAUCUCUGCAAUGAGUUCGACUCCAUAUCGCUGCCGUGCGGAGUAGCAAGCCGAGCCGAUCAUGUUCAAUUCGUCGCCGAACGUGACCAACCAUAUUUCCCUAUUCCAUUCAAGGAGACUGAAACAACAGCAGCGCUAAAGGCUAUCGAGGCAUCGGUUGCAUCUCUCCUCGCGGAUACACGGCAGGGAGAGGCACCUUCGCCUUCGCAGAGGGAAAUUGUGAUUAGUCUUGAAAAGACAACAGCCUUUCUGUUUCAAGCAUACCUGGCUCGAGUAGGUGGAUAUGGAAAGCUUGAUAAACAAGUUAAAAGCCUGUUGAAGGAUACAGAUUUGCUUCAAGCGCAAUCCAAUCCUUAUCGUCGCAUGUCUGCAAACUUAUAUGCCACAAAAACGCCUAAUGAGUACUACCACAUCCAUGGCUCAUUAGAAGCAUCAACAACGCUGAAUAUGAUUGGACUGGAGCCAUAUCGACCCGACCUGACAUCACAUGAACAGAUUGUAGAAACUAUUGAAUCUGCUGUGAAGAAAUUUACAGUAGAAGAGUUGGAGAAACUGAAUGCGCAGCAUAGGCAAGCAGGCGUUAAAGCCUUCCCGCAUACCGAGUUUCUGAACACCCCCCAUGGAAGAGCAAACAUUGGACUUUCGCCUUGGUCAGUUGAGAAUAUAGAAGAUAAAACGCCACUGGUUCCUCUUCCAAGCCAUACUGGUAGUCGGCUACUCUCCGGUAUCAAGGUACUCGAGCUAUGUCGCAUCAUUGCUGGCCCUACAAUUACAAGGAUUCUGGGCGAAUAUGGUGCUGAAGUCAUCAAAGUGACAAGUCCAAAUCUUAGCGAUGUACCGUUCUUUCAAGUGGAUGGUAACAUGGGCAAACGGGCGACGGAUUUAGACCUCAAGACAGCCAAAGGGAGAGAAACGUUUGAGAAGCUCUUGGCCGAAGCUGAUGUCGUGGUUGAUGGUUAUCGCCCCGGGGCUAUUGCAAAACUAGGAUAUGGCCCCCAGCAGCUCGCUGAACUAGCCUCUAAGAGGGGUAAAGGAUUCGUCUACGUCAAUGAGAAUUGUUUUGGAUAUGAAGGCGAGUGGGCAAAUCGGGCUGGAUGGCAGCAAAUUGCAGACUGUGUGACGGGUGUUGCGUGGGAACAAGGCAAGUUUAUGGGCCUCAACGAACCUGUGGUACCGCCGUUCCCCAUCUCAGACUACGGCACCGGCUGCAUCGGUGCAAUCACAGCUCUUGUUGGGCUUUAUCAUCGGGCAACUCGUGGUGGCUCUUGGCAUGGUAAAGCCUGCCUCUUGCACUACGAUCUUCUACUAUUCAAGGUCGGCUUACUGCCUGAGCAUGUUCAGCAGAGUCUCCGGGACAUGAUGGGUCCCGAAGUUCUCGCCCUACGAUACCAUAACAGCGUGGAUCAGAUUUCGGGAACCGUGCUGCGUCGCAUGCGAGAAGUAUAUCCUGAAUUUGUGGACAAUCCAAAAUACGUGGAUAAGUGGUAUUCUGAUAAGUAUAAAGGGGAAGUAUGCGCAGUAAAGCCAGUGGCGGAGAUUGAAGGCUUGGAAGUAGGAUUUCGGAGGGCAAGUCGACCGAAUGGUUCGGAUGAGGCAAAGUGGGAAUUGGAUGAGGAAAAGGAUUAUCGGCUGGACUAAACACUGACUGAGGCUGGGU
Molecule: messenger RNA, 1892 nt
Organism: Trichoderma asperellum CBS 433.97
Lineage: Eukaryota; Fungi; Ascomycota; Sordariomycetes; Hypocreales; Hypocreaceae
Molecular function (GO): catalytic activity
Source: RefSeq, a predicted model, not a curated record